AUGGACUGGCCGCACAGCCUGGUGCUCCUGUGUGCCACCUCCGUCCUCCUGGGGCUGGGCCAGCCCAGGAGCCCCAAAGGCAAGAGGAAGGGGCAAGGCCGCCCCGGCGCCCAGGACCCUGGGCCCCAGCAGGUGCCGCUGGACCUGGUGUCGCGGGUGAAGCCCUUCGCCCGCAUGGAGGAGUACGAGAGGAACCUGGGCGAGAUGGUGGCCCAGCUGAGGAACAGCUCCGAGCCGGCCAGGAGGAAGUGCGAGGUCAACCUGCAGCUGUGGCUGUCCAACAAGAGGAGCCUGUCCCCCUGGGGCUACAGCAUCAACCACGACCCCGGGCGCAUCCCCGCGGACCUGCCCGAGGCGCGCUGCCUGUGCCUGGGCUGCGUGAACCCCUUCACCAUGCAGGAGGACCGCAGCAUGGUGAGCGUGCCCGUGUUCAGCCAGGUGCCCGUGCGCCGCCGCCUCUGCCCGCCCGCCCCGCGCCCCGGGCCCUGCCGCCUGCGCGCCGGCAUGGAGACCAUCGCCGUGGGCUGCACCUGCAUCUUCUGA
Molecule: messenger RNA, 543 nt
Organism: Perognathus longimembris pacificus (Pacific pocket mouse)
Lineage: Eukaryota; Metazoa; Chordata; Mammalia; Rodentia; Heteromyidae
Gene: Il17b
Product: interleukin 17B
Exons: 3
Coding region: 1-543 (180 amino acids)
Biological process (GO): inflammatory response
Cellular component (GO): extracellular region
Molecular function (GO): cytokine activity
Source: RefSeq, a predicted model, not a curated record